AUGGGUGCCAUAGAACUCCGCUCACUAAAGCGCUGCAAUGAAUUUCGAGCAUCCGGAGCAUGCUGUGUAGAAGGUGCUGCGGAACUAUCUGGUAAGAAUCUAAUAACCCUUGACGAGGAUGAGGCUCCUCCAAAGAAAACGGUUGAAUUUGAAGAAGCUAUGAGUUUUUUGAACAAGAUAAAGAAACGAUUCCAAAGUGAUGAGCAUGUUUACAAAUCGUUCUUGGACAUUAUGAAUAUGUACCGCAAAGAGCAUAAGGUCAUGGGUGAAGUUUAUAGUGAGGUUGCUACCCUGUUUAAGGAUAAUCGAGAUUUGCUUGAGAAGUUCACUAGAUUCUUACCAGAUAGUUCCGCAACACCUUCUACACAGCAUGCUCCGGAUUCUCGAAAUUCAUUGCAGAACUUUAGUGAGCGGAGUUCUAUGGCACCCAUGAUGCGGUAA
Messenger RNA from Gastrolobium bilobum, 441 nucleotides. Its product is annotated as paired amphipathic helix protein Sin3-like 2. The transcript is spliced from 2 exons. The coding region runs from base 1 to 441 and encodes 146 amino acids. Lineage: Eukaryota; Viridiplantae; Streptophyta; Magnoliopsida; Fabales; Fabaceae. The record is from RefSeq and is a predicted model, not a curated record. Gene Ontology annotation, biological process: negative regulation of transcription by RNA polymerase II. Gene Ontology annotation, cellular component: chromatin; histone deacetylase complex. Gene Ontology annotation, molecular function: transcription corepressor activity.